Lycium barbarum (goji berry) is the source of this 1266-nucleotide messenger RNA. RefSeq names its product transcription factor FAMA-like. The record is from RefSeq and is a predicted model, not a curated record. Gene Ontology annotation, cellular component: nucleus. Lineage: Eukaryota; Viridiplantae; Streptophyta; Magnoliopsida; Solanales; Solanaceae. Gene Ontology annotation, molecular function: DNA-binding transcription factor activity; protein dimerization activity. The coding region runs from base 69 to 992 and encodes 307 amino acids. The transcript is spliced from 4 exons. Gene Ontology annotation, biological process: stomatal complex development; guard cell differentiation; positive regulation of DNA-templated transcription.
CACAUCUAUUAUAUAUUGGUACAUCUUUAAUAUUCUUUUUAUCAUUUUCCUUGAUACUUGUUUUCACCAUGUUGUUUCCCUUUGAACAUGAAAUAUUGUUGCAGCCCUCUUUGCUUACAAAUUUUCCAAGUCUAAAUGACUACUACUCUCUUGAUGAUCCAUAUUGUCAUAACUAUCAACAUUCACAUGAGAUGGUUAAUGAAGAAUCCUUGAUGGUGCCACAAAAGGAAGAGAAGUUGAAAGAGAUUAGUGAUAAAGUAGAAAUUAAUGCCACAUCACAAUUAAGUUUUCUUGGUGAAAAUAUUGAAAAUAGCCAAGCAAAUGACAGCAAGAAGAAGAGGAAAAGAACAAGAAUGAAGAGUAGUGAGGAAGUUGAGAACCAAAGAAUGACACAUAUUGAAGUGGAGAGGAAUAGAAGGAAGCAAAUGAAUGAACAUCUUCAUGUAUUGAGGUCUCUCAUGCCAAGCUCCUAUGUACAAAGGGGAGAUCAAGCCUCAAUUAUUGGUGGAGCAAUAGAAUUUGUCCGAGAAUUGGAGCAACUCUUGCAAUGCCUUGAAUCACAGAAGAGAAGGAAAAUCUAUGGCGAUGAUUCAUCAACAUCAAUCAUGGAAAUUCAAAAUCCUCCACAGCCACCAUUAGUUUUUGCUCCUAAUUUUCCUCUUGCAAAUGAAAAUGAAAAUGAAAUUGGAAUUCAAGAAGAAACAGCUGAGAGCAAGUCAUGUUUGGCUGAUGUUGAAGUGAAGCUUAUAGGUUUUGAUAAUGCCAUGAUCAAGAUUUUGUCAAAAAGAAGGCCAGGCCAACUCAUUAACACUAUUUCUGCUUUAGAAGAUUUCCAGCUUAACAUUAUUCAUACAAAUGUUACCACCAUUGAACAAACUGUUCUAUAUUCAUUCAAUGUUAAGAUUUCUGGUGAAACGAGGUUUACAGCUGAUAAUAUAGCAAAUUUGAUCCAGCAAAUAUUCAGUUUUUUCCAUGCAAAUAGUGCCAUAUGAAGUAAAGGCAAUUGUCACCAUGUGUUUCUCUCUAUUCCUUAUGGUGUAAGCUACAACAAAAUUUUGAUUGCAUCAAGAUUGUGGUGUAGGAUCAACGAAAUAGGUAAAUAAGAAAAUGAUCAUUGUGUAAGCAGAAACAAAAAAUAUUAAGUGAUUUUUGUCCAUUUGGCCAACUUGGAUUGAUAGAAUUGCUCGAUGUCUCUGUUGGUGAGAGAUAGUAGGUCCAAAAGAGCAAUCAACGUACACACAAUUCAGAUGUCACGAUCAUCCCCCC